Messenger RNA from Solenopsis invicta (red fire ant), 1700 nucleotides. RefSeq names its product leucine-rich repeat-containing protein 15-like. The record is from RefSeq and is a predicted model, not a curated record. NCBI's taxonomy places the organism in Eukaryota, Metazoa, Arthropoda, Insecta, Hymenoptera, Formicidae. Gene Ontology annotation, molecular function: protein binding.
UCUGUUCGCGUGAGGCUAUUGUCCGUCAAUCUUCAUUGUAAAAGCUUUACCUUCCAAAUCAAUGUCCAAGAUAAUGAGGAUGCGACCGUGCGCAAUGAAGAACGACGGCUGGCUGCGAAUCGCGUUCUCAGUCCAGCGCACUUAGUCUCGUCUCCAAUGCGUCUACUCCGAACUGUCUGUGACAUGACCGACUUAUUCUUAAAGAUUUACUGUGCAAUUGUCUUCUUUUCAUUGUGCAAGACAAACGCGUAUUGCCUCGUCUCGCAUACCUGCACCGCGAACACGCAAAUUUCUACAGAUACGGAUUAUUCAUCGACGCCCCCGGAAGAAUCGAUGUCGAUCUUCGAGGAGAUGGAGAACCGACUCUCGAGCCUGGAACGCAGAUUGCGAGCGAUCGAACAUCCGGUUUGGCAAAUCGGUCUGAAAGAGGAGGAUUGGGAGGUAUGUACCGCAGGACCCUGCAAAUGCGUACCGGAAAUGAAAUCGGUGUCCUGCUGGAGAUACAAUCUGCUGGAUUUACCCGCGUCGCAAUUGGUGCCCGCCGAUGUGCUGCGGCUGGAUCUCGGAGGUAAUCGGCUCAGCGCCCUGCACAGAGACACGUUUAGAAAUAUGACGCAGUUGCACCAUCUAGACUUGAGUAGCAAUCUAGUCGAGCAUUUGGCGCCGAGCCUGUUCUUAUCGCUGCACGGUAUCGCAAAUGUCAGGUUGAGCAACAAUCUCUUGAAGGAAAUACAACCCAAUCAGUUUUUUGGAUUAUGGGAUCUUCAAAUACUCGAUCUGUCAUCGAAUAGACUUUGUACUUUGCCGGAAGAUCUUUUUUUGAGUAAUAGUCACUUGGUCCUAUUGGAUCUCUCUUUCAAUCGCAUUUCAUUAUUACCUCCUGGUGCAUUUGAUGGUCUUGGAAAUCUCGAUGAACUGUUGUUGAAUAAAAAUCGACUAGCUCAAUUACCCGGUCGAAUUUUUCGGGACACCAAAAAACUCAGACGCCUCGCACUUGAAGAAAAUCGUUUGAAAGAACUGCCUAACGGUAUAUUUGAAAAUCUGACGUCGCUCAAAGAGUUAAAUAUGCGGACAUUAAAUAUGCGAUUGACGGAGGUGCCCAAAGAAUUGUUCGUGACCCUGUCACAACUGGAAAUUCUAGAAUUAUCAAGCAAUAAAAUAUCUCGUAUUGACGCAAAAGCCUUUUACGGUACGACAGCGCUUCGAGAACUUCGACUAGGACAUAAUCAUAUAAAACACUUGUCACCUGGAUUAUUCAACAAUUCUGUAUCCUUGGAACGUCUCAUUCUCUAUGACAAUCGUAUAAAAAUCCUAACAAGAGGUGUUUUUCGCGGCUUGUACAAUCUUACUUCUCUUUUUCUGCAAUCCAAUCGAUUGAGGAUACUACAAUCAGGAGUUUUCAAGGACACGCCGAACUUACGAAAGCUGCAACUGGAGUCGAAUGACCUCUCUUUCUUGCCAGCUGGUAGGCUGGUAUAAAAUUUUUAAAGGCUUUAUAUGCACCUACAUAAUAACCACUUCAGCGUUUUAUAGUCGAGAAAAUCGGGCAGCUCCUUCUGAGUCCCAUACACUUUUCUUUAUCGAUGAAUAGUGCAUCUGUCUUGGACUUCAAAUUGCUUUCUAAAUUAGAUUUCGUUCGCAAGAGUUGCUGAUGCUGUGCCUCAGUCUGUUGCAGUUUCAUGUUCAUAUUAUACAUUAUU